This is a messenger RNA of Gallus gallus (chicken), 7771 nucleotides long. It is a transcript of the gene SYDE2, whose product is annotated as synapse defective Rho GTPase homolog 2. Gene Ontology annotation, biological process: signal transduction. NCBI's taxonomy places the organism in Eukaryota, Metazoa, Chordata, Aves, Galliformes, Phasianidae. The transcript is spliced from 11 exons. The coding region runs from base 3987 to 7235 and encodes 1082 amino acids. The record is from RefSeq and is a predicted model, not a curated record.
AGAGAAGGGAGGUAUUUUUCAUACAGAAAUACAGAGGCCACGUUCAGUGUCCUCGUUAGACAAAUCACCCAGCAUUCGUUGCUUUGAAGUGGAAUCAGGCAGUCUCUUGCAGAGCACAAGCAGGACUCGCACAGCAGCAACUGGAGUCACUGCUGCUUCUGACUGUGCACAAGAAGUCGAUACUUACUUUGAUGCUGACUCUCUUGCCUGGCAGCAAUGUCCUGUCUCUAAUGACUACAAUUUGAUGACUUCUAAAUGGUGAACACUGAGAACCAACCGGUCCUGUAAGAGACCCCGAUGUCUGGAAGCAACAGGUUCUCCAUCCAUCUGUGUCUCACUUUAAGCACUUGUGGCAUUGAGUGGUGGAAGUCGUGGGCUCGUGUCUGUCAGAAGCAAAGGAUGUGCCUCUCAGUAGCAGUCCUUCACUUCCAGCUGUUGUACUUCUCAGGACAGCCAGUGUGUCAACGCAUGUCUGUGUGUGCACGCUGAAUCAAAGUGAUCAGCUGCUGUAAGCCUGUCUCCAUUCUGACACUGGUCUUCAAACCACUCCAACUAACUGGCUGUCAUGACUACUGAUAACCACCCUGUAGCUGUCUCCUGUAGCAGAAGCUUGCUCUGAUGAAGGGGACAGAAGACCCAGUCCUGGGGGAACAGGCAGCACUGCAGCUUGCACCUAGAGCUGGCAGCCAGAUGGACAGCCUAUGCUGCUCUGUGGUGACAGACCCCGGGGCCUGGGCAGCAUCCCUGGCUGAGCCCUUCUGGGGCCAAAGAAACACACAGCGAGCCUGAGGUCUCGAGCUGGGGAGGCCCUACUUCAAGCAAAUAAGUCCUCUGUGGAACUCUGUCCUGGUACUUAUUCCAAAAGUGGCCAGCAACUCAGACGUGACUUACUAAGUGAGGAUAAUGAAGUAGAGAGAGAGAAAAGAGAUAAAGCUGGGAGUAUAGCUCUCUGAGGUUGUUUGGGUAGAGCAGGUGAAUACCUAAGGGCCUUCAUUACUGUGCAGAAAGGAAAAUGUGUUGGUUUAGAGCACUGCUUCAUUUGCUGCAUUUCAGAAGACAAGCAGAGGGGGAAGGUGGCUCCAAGUCAGGUUUUUAGGGUGUUCUCUGUGAGAGCAGGAUGUAGGUAGGAGGAAGCAGGAAGAAAUUGAACCUCAUCAUUUUUGUGAUUGAAGGAGAACCAUGUACUGUGCCAAAGAAGGCUUUGAAUCCAAACACAUGGUGCUAAUGGUUUCAGCGUGCUGAAGCUCUGAGGCUUGGUGCUGUGGUUGGUGAGGUGCCACCUGUAGUGCUCCAGCAGUGCAGCUGAAAUGCAUCGUUGGUGUGGGGGCAGAGUGUGUGUGUGUCUGUGUACAUAGCCAGCAUUUCCCUUUCCAGGCCUGCAGGCACUGAUCUGCCUGCCACUGCCCAGACAGGGCCCUGCCUACAUGGCAGCACGGCGGCUCAGGAGGGCUGCUGACGUAGCAGGGUCUGAGCAGGUACAAUAGCCAUGAUACCUAAUAGACCGCACACGUGGUUACAACGUGCUGGGUAGAGUCCUAUUCCAAAUGAUGCUAAAACUGGCAGCUUUGCAGUGGGACCUGAGCUUUCUUUGUUGUUGUUCACAAAGAUAGAGGUCUCCGUGUGGUUGAAAUCUGCUUCGUUGCGUUUGGUUGGAGGUUUUUAUUUUGAGAAGGGAGGUAACUUCAGGUCUUCAAAAGUAAAAAUGAGAUCAAAACCCUGGCAGCUGUUCAAGACAAAUGAGAAACCUCACAACGAAGGGCUUUCUGUCACCUUGGAGACAUGGCUUCAAAAAGCGAGUUAGAGUAAUUUUAGUUUCAGACUUCCCUCUGUCCUUGUCCCUCCCAUGCAAAUUCUGUUUUUACACUUACCAUAUCCUGUUUAGCUUUGCUUCUUUUCUAUAUAAACAGGGGAAUUUGGCAAAGCUCGGGAGAACACUGAGAAUGACCUUGCACGUGAUGUUUCGGAGCAUGAAACCAGUGCUUGGAAACAGACAAAGCUAAACCUGCCCAAUAACAGAUUAAAAAACAAGAUCAAACAUUUCCAGAUCAUACAGAUAAACAUAAAAAGCUCAGAAGUCUAAUUUUAAAUUCUUGGAUUUUUACGUAGCGCUGGGUCUUUAUUCUGCAGAAGAAUAUGGCAUUUAGGCAACAAGGUUUUUGUGGUAAGAGAGGCUGGAGGAAGAUUAAAUAAGGAGUAAUCUAAUUUGCAGUAUGGAUGUAAUCUGGUAACUGUUCACUGUCAGAACGGCCAGCGUUGUUCUGCGCUGUGGAGCUGCAGGGGUUACCAGGUGAGGCUGUGCCAUGGCUGGAGACUGGAGCAAUUAGAGAGGAGAUUAGGAUAAAGUAGUGCUCCUAUCCACUGAAGAAUGUAAAUAUUUUGAAUAUUUUCAAUAGUUGACACUUCUCAAUAACAGACCUCCUCUGAUGAGUACCCUCACCAUGAGGGCCAGCUACAGGAAGCACAGAAGCCCUCCCAUGUACUUGAAGUCACCUGAGAUGCGUAGACUUUCCGCUCCCACUCAGAAGAUAUUUCAAAACAAAUUGUUUUUAAAUUACUGGGCAGAUUAGAUUACAGUUAAAUAUCUAUUUUAUUGCCCAGGUAAUGUUCUUGGAAUGUGGGAGGGAGCCAUGCAGGACAGACUGGCAGUCAGUGUGCCGGUGUCCAGUGCCACCUCCUCCUGUAGGACUGCCACGGGCAGUGUGGGGCAGGAAGACAAUCCUGCACUGGGGCUUCACGGCACAGCCACACAUGGAAGUCACGUGCAUCCCUCUCUCUGCAACACAUUUUACAAGAAUAUUAUGCUAUCAGAUGUAAGCUAUAUUGCUAUGCACGUGUGCACUGCUGCAUGAUGGUGACCACCAUCUCCUAACUGCAGGCUUAAUGAGACUUAUUCAGUACGGAUUUAAUAUACUAUGUAAUCACUAUGUGAUUUUAGACAGUUAUUACGUACCACCUUUUCCAUAAGCGCUUUUCAUAGAACAAUCAUCACUGACAUCUAUUUUCCCCUCCUGGUUGCUGCUUUUGGGAUAACUCUGUGUUUCCUCACAGCCGCCCCUCAGUCCGGUGGCGCCUGUUGACACGUCAUGCUGUAACGCACACUCCACAGGAAGGAAGAUAAGGUGGCAUUUCAGAGAUGUUCAUACCAUAGGAUGCCCACUGCUUGGGAUGAGGGGCAGGGUGGCUGUCAGCACUCCCAUCUCAGGAGCUGUUUUUGGUAGCAGCCACGGGGAAAGCCAAAGAAGUCAAGCACUGAGGGAUGAAGACAAAGAACAAACAUUAUAAGGGACACAGAUUAUUAAAAGAAGCUUGGCCACACUACCUCCCCAUAAGCGACUGCCGUUUGUGUUAUCACAGUGCUGAAGGAGAGCUGGGAGUGAGCUGUCAGCGGAUGGGCCUGCUGAAGCGAAUCACGUUCUGCACUGCGUGCUCUGCAGCUCCCGAACAAAACGGGCUAAGCAGGAAACAAAAGCUGGGCUCUGACUCCUGCUGCACUGGCUCAAAGGCAGGACACGUGGCAGGACGGGCCCAGGGAAGGGCUGGGGCAGAGCCCCACAGGUGCCUUCACACCCCCGCGGUUCCGUGAUCGUGUGCCUGAGGUCGGAGCUCUCCUAUGCUGCACGUGUAUGGGAUGGGAUCGCCGCUCCUGGGCCUCGGGGGCUCAUGACUCGAAAUGUGAAUCUAAUUUUUUUCUUUAGGAAGAUUUGACUUCAAAUGCCAUUAAAUCACGCAGUUAUAGAAUGGCUUGGGUUGGUAGGGCCCUUAAAGCUCGCCCGGCUCCAAACCCUGCCACAGCAGGGCCACCGCUGCCAGACGAGGCUGUCUAGGGCUCACCCAGCCUGCGCUUGAGCACUCCAGGGCUGGGGGCAUCCACAGCCGCUCGGGGCAGCCCUUCCCUCCGAAUUUGCCGAGGGACAAAAUCCGCGAUCGCGCGCGGCGCUCGCAAACCGUUCUCCCCAGAACCCGGGCAGCGCUCCCCGCGGCCCGCUAUGCCGGGCUCCUCGGCGCUCCGCCGGCUGUCGGGGCGGCACCGGGCGCGGCGGCGGGGGGCUCUCCUCGCCUCGCUGCCGAGGCGGUCCCGGCGCCCGGGGCGGCGCGGCACCGGCCCCCGUCGGGGAGCGGCGAUGGGGCGGCGGGGGCAUGCGCACUGCGGGGCGGCCUCUCGCCCCGCGCAGCUAUGCCAAGUAUGUGCGCGGCGGCGGCGCGGCGGCAGCCGGGCGCGGGGAGGCACGCCGCCAUGGGGCAGCUCCCGCCGUGCCGGGGGGCGGCCGCCCGCUGAGCGCCCAGGCAUGGCCGAGCCGCUGCGCAGGACGCUCUCCAAGCUGCGCGGCAGGAGGUCCCCGCGCGGGGCGGCGGCGGGCGGCGCGCACCGGCACGGCGGGGGCUGCGGGCCGCAGGCAGAUCUAAUAGAAAAUGUAUACGUAGCCCCGCGGGGCAGGAAGGAGCCCAAGUCUCUGAAGGCAAGCGAGCCCCCCGAGCACCGGCCACAGAUGAACAGCAUCACUGUUUCUAAGAAGCGCAACUGGCUGCACCAGAGCACCCACCGAGCGCCCCGGCUGGAGGGAGAAAGCAUGUGUAAGAAGACACCGGGUGCUGUCACCCAGGCCCCACGGUCCUCCAGCCCGCUGCCUGCACCAAGGGUGACUCCUGCCAGGUCCCCGGGAGGGCCGGAGGGCCCCAUCCCCGGCUGUGGUGCUGCGAGCGCCCUUCCGAAUGCCACGGGCUCUGCCACGCUGCGACACUGCGCCUUUGACUUUGGAGAGGACAACGAUGCAGAUGAUGAAGGAGAAAUAUGGUACAACCCCAUCCCGGAAGAUGAUGAGCCAGCUGUCCUGCGAGUCCUCCAUCCUGCUGCCCAUAACCCUGCCACUGCGGACUGCUCUGCAGGCUGCUGCAAAAGCCUGCCUGUCAGGCCCCUCGAUGUCCCCCCACGCUCCCCGGAGAGAGCAGGGGACACUCAGCCUGGCGAGCUGGGUCCUGCCGACACCACGCAGCCUGGAGAGCACCUGCAGCAGCAGCGGCAGAGGUUUGCCUGCAAGCCCCAAAGCAUGCUGGCAGCAGAGGACAAUCCUGCAUUUAAGUGCCCCUCAGCAGGGCCCGGAGUUGUACUUGCACACAAGAUUGAUAUACCAAUAACAGAAGUUUCUCCUCCAAGCCCGAGUCCCUUGAAAAAAAGCGGAUCAAUCAAUUGGCCUUUCCCCGAUCGAAUUAAAUCUCCCAGAACUGUGAGGAAGCUUUCCAUGAAAAUGAAAAAACUGCCAGAACUCAGCAGGAAGCUGAGUGUCAAGGGAACUUCAAGCCAUAAUAGCUCAGAUAAUCCUUCUUCCCUGCCGAAAGGGAGCUCUCGGGAUACAAGCCAUACAGCGUCUUUGCCCUCUUCUGGCAACUCAGCUGCAGCUGCCAGCAGGAACGUCAUAAGUCGUUACCAUCUCGACAGCAGCGUGUCGUCACAGCACGCCUACAAAAAGAAAAGCUCAAGGAGUUCCAAAUCCUCCAGCAAAGGUGGUUACCUCAGUGAUGGUGACUCUCCUGAACUUUUAACCAAAUCAGGUAAACAUGGACAUGAAACCAAGUGUGGGAAAGGAAAAGAGAGCCUUCCAAGUAACAGUGGUAAAACUGAGAUAGAUAUCGAUGCUUUCAGGCACUACAACUUUUCUGAUCAACCCAAGUGUUCCCAGUACAUCUCUGGACUUAUGAGCAUUCACUUUUAUGGUGCUGAGGACUUGAAACCACCGAGAAUAGACUCAAAAGAUGUCUUUUGUGCAAUACAGGUUGACUCGGUAAACAAAGCAAGAACAGCCCUGCUUACAUGUAGGACGACGUUUCUAGAUAUGGACCACACAUUCAACAUAGAAAUUGAAAAUGCUCAGCACUUAAAGCUGGUGGUGUUCAGCUGGGAGCCCACCCCACGGAAGAACCGUGUUUGUUGUCAUGGCACUGUGGCUCUUCCUACUCUCUUUCGAGUGACAAAGACACAUCAGCUGGCUGUCAGGCUGGAGCCAAGGGGGCUUAUUUAUGUCAAACUGUCGCUUAUGGAGCAGUGGGAGAACUCUCUUGAUGGUCUGGAUGCAGAUCGGGAACCAGUGAUGUUUGGUGUAGAUGCUCGAAAGGUUGUAGAGAAGGAAAACACAGGCCUGAUGGUGCCACUUUUAAUUCAGAAAUGCGUAAUGGAAAUUGAAAAAAGGGGCUGCCAGGUUGUAGGCCUGUAUCGGCUGUGUGGCUCCGCAGCGGUUAAGAAGGAGCUUCGGGAGGCGUUUGAGAGGGACAGCAGGGCGGUGACUCUGUCUGAAAGCCGGUACCCGGAUAUUAAUGUGAUAACAGGUGUCCUAAAGGAUUACCUGCGAGAGCUGCCCUCUCCGCUGAUAACCAAACAGCUCUACGAAGCAGUGGUGGAUGCCAUGGUGAAAAAUCCCUUGAAGAUGGCAGCCACCGGUUGUGAAAAUGACCCCAGUGACUCUGAGCAUGCAGCAGCCCUUCUGGAUUGCCUCCCAGAUGUUGAGAAGGCUACCCUGAAGAUGCUGUUGGAUCACCUGAAACUGGUGGCUUCUUACCACGAAGUAAAUAAGAUGACAUGCCAGAACUUAGCUGUGUGUUUUGGGCCCGUGCUACUGAGCCAGAAGCAGGAGACCACCAACCACAACAACAGAGUCUUCACAGACUCAGAGGAGCUCGCUAGUGCCCUGGACUUCAAAAAACACAUAGAAGUUCUUCACUAUUUACUCCAGCUGUGGCCAGUGCACCACUCACCUGCCCAGGAAGCCGCACAUCCCAGCACGCCUCCCGAGCACCCAUCGUCCCUGCGUUACCUGAGGCCGCGGCGGCAGAGACCGCAGAUGCUGAACCUGAGCAGCGCUGACGCAUGCGGGGUGCUGCGGCCGAGGCCGGCCGGCCUGGACAGCCCUUCCAGCAACCGCUACGCGGGCGACUGGAGCAGCUGUGGGGAAGGGUACUUCUGCAGCCCCAGGGACUGCCUGGGCGAGGCAGACUAUGACGAUGUCCCUUCGGAGGACUCGGAGAGCGGGGACGACAGAUGCGGAGUCGAUGAUGCCGAUGGCCUGAUGAAGCGCCCGCAGCCCCUCCCCGGGGAACACGCAUUCCAGAGCUACCUGACAAUGCAGGCGAUAGACUCAGCGGGGAGCCACAGGGCAAACCUCAAGGACCUACAGGAAAGCAUCGAUACCCUGAUAGGAAACCUGGAAAGGGAACUCAACAAAAACAAGCUGAACAUGAGCUGCUGAGCCCAGCCCUGCGCGGCGCCUCCUGCUGCGUGCUGCAGCAAGGCCGAGGCCUGCCGUGUGAACGAACCUGCUUGCAGGCAUUCCCUCAUGUUUGUGCAUUCCUUGUAGAAGAGCGUGUUGACCUGAUUCCGGUGUUUAAGGCAGAAGCUGAGAGACCACAAAGUGACUCCACGUAGUGACAUUUCUCCCUAAAAAUGCCAUGCCCGCAUCUGACAGGAGGGCAGGCACCAUCCGCUGUUUGUAACAGCACGGCUCUCCCUCCUGAAACUCAGCUCUGGUACAGAAGUUCCUCUUGGAAGGGGACUAACGCUGCUCGGCCUGAGCUUUGCAGCAUUAACUUCAGACAAACUCAUUUUACUAUAUAUGCAAUGGCUGCUAUGAAAAGUGCUUUAUAUAUAUGUAUAUAAAAAUAUGAAGAUAAAUAUUUAUAUAUGAAGUUUUAAUUGUACAAAUAUUAAUGUAUUCAUGUAUUAACACUUUUCAGUAAUUAUUUAAGCAAGCAAAAAUUAAAUAUUUUUCUAACCUUGUUGUAUAUA